Molecule: messenger RNA, 849 nt
Organism: Aspergillus viridinutans
Lineage: Eukaryota; Fungi; Ascomycota; Eurotiomycetes; Eurotiales; Aspergillaceae
Product: phosphotransferase enzyme
Exons: 2
Coding region: 1-849 (282 amino acids)
Cellular component (GO): mitochondrion
Source: RefSeq, a predicted model, not a curated record
AUGGAGGAAGCUACUGGGAGGCAACUUGGCGGGAUCUGGGAUGAUCUGAAGCUUGCUCAUAAGUUGAAGAUUGUUGCUAUUGAAAAGAAGCUCCUAUCUCGAUCGUUUACGCGAUAUGUCAAGGCAAAACUCCCCCUAUGCCCAUACGAGCUUUACAACAAGUUGCUGGAUGUUUCCGACUAUCUUUUGCCGAACAAUAAAGAGCUGAACAGGUCUACCAUCUGGCACUGGGAUAUCCAUGCUCCGAAUCUAUUUGUUGAGGGGAACACGGUUACUGGACUUAUAGACUGGCAGGAUAUCUGGGCUGGUCCUCUCUUCCCGACGUCCGAAAUUAGUAGCUUACAAUGGAGAAAUCAUGCUGGAAUUCCCCAGCACUACAAGGAUAUCGACGACAAAGACGAGAGAGCUCGGAUCCGGGCUCAAGUGGAAAAAUCUAUUGUACUCUGGGCAUAUGCAUCCGACACAAAGAGGACAAACCCAGUCCUCCACGAGAACAUUGACUUACCUCACGGGCGUACAAGAAAAGACGCAGUAGUAUUUUCUACAAACACUUGGGAUGACGAUAUCCUACCCUUCAGACAAUUCAAUGUGACCAACAAAUAUACGAACCGCAGCCAUUGGGAUGAGAUGAACAACGAGGUUGCUUGUCCGAUCAAGUUCACGGACGAGGAACUGAAAACACACUAUCGAGAGGGAGAAGGUUGGAAUGAGCAAGCAGAGUUUUGGGACGCACUGCGAGGGUUUUUGGACCGUGAUGGUUGGACUUCGAAUGAGGAUUACGAACGUGCACUUGAAACCUUCGCUGAACUUAGAGAGCCUGGAUUGAUUGCAGGAUCUAACAUGAGAUGA